AGUAGAGGAGGCUGCUCAGGUGAGGGAGGCGGCUUUCGGGGAAAGGGGCUGCGGGGACCUCGAGCCAGGGGCAGGCCGGAGAAGCGUGUCGUGGAGGCGCGUCACUUUCCUCGCGUCCUGACGCGCAAUAGGCUCCAUUCUAAAUUCUGCAUCUGCCCGUUGCCUAGAGGGGCGAAAGCGUCUCUUCCCUUCUUUCCGUGCAAUGCACCCUUCGCACUUCCUACUAGUUGCACGCUUCUGCCUGGCGCCUUCUAAGGCCUGUUGGCCCCCUUCCGACUCAGGGUGCAUGCACUUGUUUGGGCCUACUCAGAAGUAAGCCCCAUUGAGGACAGUGGGACUUUACUCCCAGGUAUACCUUAGUGUGGGAUGUCAUCAUCUGAAGAGAACAGCACAAGUCCAGUUUUGCCAAAAGACUCUGAUCGAGGGAGUUCUGUUUCUUCAGAACUUCAGGAUGAAUAUGAAGAGCUGCUUCGUUAUGCUGUAGUUACCCCAAAGUUUGAACCAAGUGUAUUACGGCAGUCUGAUCACCUAGAGGUUCGCCAGAAGUCUGCAGGAAUAAGUCCAAUAAUGGAUGAACGCAGACAUGAAACUGCAGCAAUGAGACGGAGGAGACAUGGGAGACCUUCUGAUUUUGCUACAUCUACUCGGACAACAAGGAUAGAAGUUUCAACAGCAGUAAAGGAGCCGGCUCGUACGAACGUGGGAGGACUUUGCCCAGUCCGUUCAGAAGACACUUCUUCAGAAGGGUCCUCAUCUAGUCAAAGAGAUAUUCAAGAGUCAAAUGUGACUGAUUUAAGCCUUUCAGAUGAAAGAGUGACCCAGAUAGAGAGCAUACUUGAUCUCUGGAGUGGAAGUCUUAAGACCAAUGUUCUGACUGAACUGAGCAAAUGGAAGCUUCAUUUCAUUGAACAUCACACGCUAGAAUUGAGACAAGAAAGAGAAAAACAUGCAGCCCAUGUGAGACAAUUGACCAAUCAGAUGGAGAACCUGAAGGAACUGCUGCAUACAUAUGAGAUUUCAAUAGGGAGAAAAGAUGAGAUAAUUGCCAAUUUGACACAUGCAAUUGAGAAACAAAAGGACAGGAUAGAGCUAAUGAAGAAAUUCUCAAAGUGGCGUCUUCAGCAUUCCAUGGGCAAACAAGAUGACAAACAUGAGAUGUACACAAAUAGACUGGCUGAUCGGUUAUAUGAAAUGGGUUUAUUGAAGAAAGCUUGGGCAACUUGGCGCUCUCGCAUCCAUGUAAAAUGGAAAGAGACUGUGGAAAAGGCCUGUCAAUCAAGUGCUGAAUCUGUACGUGUUUCGCUAUCCAAUACCUAUGAAUCUCAACUUCAAGAGUUAAAUGUUGCACUGGAGAAGUCGAAAUCUGAGCUCAUGGAAAUGCAGAACAAAAGACAGGAUUAUGAAGAUGCUAUGAAGAAGGCUUUCAUGCGUGGAGUCUGUGCAUUGAAUCUGGAAGCAAUGACCAUAUUUCAGGGCAAAGAGUUCAAAUUUGACCAUGUGGUUGAGCUAUCAGAUAGAACAGAACCUGGUGCUGGCACUGGUAGUUCUGGUGGUCCUACAGCAAAGCUUCCUACAUCUCACUUUGAUCGGCAUUUACCCCCAUCCUCCUCCUUGCCGCCGCCGCCACCACCACCACCUCCUCCUCCUCCUUCCACUCCUCGUCCUCUAACUGCGGCUCCAGGCUCUGCUCCUGUAGAGGAUCUGUUUUCUUCUCACCACGGCCAUGCAGUAACCUCACAGACCAGAUUAGACUCGGCUGCUAUGGUAUUGGCCCCUGGUACUGCUACAGGGUCAGGCGUUGUGUCCAUUCCAAAACUGUCCUCGGGUCGAGUUGUAACUUCAGCACAACAGAAGGCUGGAAGGACAAUCACUGCUAGAAUCUUCGGCCGGCCUGAUUUUGCACUAAAGAAUCGGAUUUGUAGUAACCUAGACGUGUUGGGCGUUUCUCCUCCCAUGAAUUCUGUUGUUGUGGAAAAACAUCAUCCAGUCACUAAACAAACCAUACCUCAAGCUACUGCUGCUAAAUAUCCUCGAACUUUGCACCAAUUUUCUAACGCUAUCAGUGCGAGGUCUUCAGGACACAGUGCGAAAUCUCACUCCCAGACCCACAGCAACGUCCAGUCAAUAAAGGUGGUUGACUAGUUUUACAGCUUAAAAUGCUUGUAUUUUACCUUGAACACAUGGAGGCAAAAAUUAUAGGUUACAGUUUAAAAUGCUCCCUGAUGUUUAUACCCCAAGGAUGCAUCAUGUUUUUCCUUUCACUAAUAAUAAUAAAUAUGUAAAAAUGUUUUGAGGCUUAAAUAUAAACCGCCUGAGUUAGUGCAAUGUAGUUCUUUGUAACUGCAAAUAAGGUCUACUUGAAAUUCUUAUUUUCUUAACUAUUUUAUUAAUGAUUAUUUAAUGUUUUUAAUAAAAAGGAUAAACUGAACUCUA
Zootoca vivipara (common lizard) is the source of this 2433-nucleotide messenger RNA. It is a transcript of the gene POC5, whose product is annotated as POC5 centriolar protein. The record is from RefSeq and is a predicted model, not a curated record. Gene Ontology annotation, biological process: eye photoreceptor cell development. Gene Ontology annotation, cellular component: photoreceptor connecting cilium. Lineage: Eukaryota; Metazoa; Chordata; Lepidosauria; Squamata; Lacertidae.